CACGAAAUGUUGCGCUGUCAAAUUCAGCCAACUCGCUCAGGCGAUGAUGCUGAUGAUGAUGAUCGAGCUGGAGCUCGGCUGGUCUUCACUGGGUCGGAUUCAACCGAAUUGGCAGUAGCAGCAACCGUCCCGACGCUGGCAGCCAUCAUCCGCCGAGGACACGGACAAUCGACGAGUGCGAUUGCAUCGUCAUCACUGCUCGAGUCGCCUGCGGACGAUGAGUGGGCGUCUGGCGCAGUAGUGGAUGCGCACACGGCCGAGCUGGUCAUGCUGCAGCUGGACCGGACGUUGCUGCAGCCGGCUCUGCAAGCAUCCAAAGCAAGCAGAGUACAAGACAGGGACUCCCAUGACAAUGGCAAUGGCCGCCGUGGUGGAGAAGUUAGUCAAAGCAGGCUGGUUGCAGACAAGCGCUGGAUUGCUGCGUUCGCGCCGGAAUCGGAUUCUCAGACAAUCCACGUCGAAUUCCCAGCCAUCGCCAUCCAGCUGGAGACAGUCACAUUCACUGCUGCAGAUCCGCAUAACGCUGCUGCCAUUAUCAAGGCCCUACUUGCUCAAGUCACCGCCCCGGAUGCUACGCGACCACUGCUGCUUGUGCAGGGAGACUCGUUGAAUAUUUCUGUGCUGCGAAGUGGCCUCCAAGUCCGCCAAGACGAACUCGUCGCGUUAUCUGGGAUACAGAUUACUGCAUGUGUACCGUCUCUCGCUGGAAUUGUCGCAAAAGGAACCACACGGUGUGUAUUUACUCAAAAUCUGCAAAAGUCUGCCCGUGAAGUCUCGCCGGCGCGCGUGCUCCAGCCUCUAACGACGCGACCAGAGCCCGCCAAAGCCCCACUCCUCCAUUUCGGCCUGCAAAGCCCCGUCAGCUCGUUGCCAUUGCAUCCCUGGCCGUUCCUCGACUAUGUGCCAAUAGCUCUGCCGAAUAUUGAUUUGCACUCCUCCGUUGGCUUGACGGUGAGCACGAUGGUCUCGCUGGGCCUCUCGGCAGGCUGCUUUGCCACCAUUGCACUCGCAACGCAGCCUACAAUCACCCGUCUCAUCUCUGUACAUCCCGUGGCGAAGCCAUCGGUGCUGGGACUUCGAUCCGCAGCAGCGAAUUGCGCUCCAGUGGGACAUUUGUGGCAGGACAACUUGGCGUACAUGUCCUUUGGGCUGUUGUUCAAUUUGACAAACGCGUCGAACAGCGGGGCGCCUCGCCACUUCCCUUUCGUACAACCAGAUCAAUGGCAAUCUGUCAUUAUUACUCCUGUGGCGCAAGAGCCAGAGUUUGCAGCCACCGCUACCAUCGCCGAACUCCACGCCAGUACCGAGACGUUUUCUCCCGCCGACCGCGACGCCCGUGUCGCUGCUCGAGACCAAGCCCUUGUUGCCUUCUUUUCAAUUCCUCGCCUGCUCGCUCGAGGAGAUGUGUUUUCAGUUUGCAUCGAGUCAAAGCAGGCGCCACAAUUGCCCGGUCCACGCCAUUUGCAUUUCGUUGUCAACGAGCUGACAGCGCCGUCGUCAGCACAGCCUGACCACUCCGUUUGGGUUGACGUCGAGCGCACUCGGCUUGUGAGCCAUCUUUCUGCGCAAGGUUUUGCUUGUCCGCGCUUUGAAACCUCGCAGCUGGCUCGUGCCCUUUGCGGCGACAACUGGCGUGGGUCAGAGUUGACGCGUGCCUGUGCUCCAGUCGGUCAAGCAGACACCUUUUCUCGGAUUCUCGAGCUGGCAAGAUUCACAUUCCAGCACCGCCAAAACUCUGCGCUUCUCGUGCAUGGCGCUUCGGGUGUUGGUAAAUCUACGUUGCUUUCCACUGCCGCUCGUGCCAUGGGCGUUUACUUGGCCGUCUUUGACUGCCGCGCGCUUGCAUCAGGCAGCGACGUGUCGGAAGCGCAGGCACUUCAACAAUUGACUCUGUUUUUGGAUCAGGCGAGCGAUGCUGGGCCUGCGAUCACCGUGCUGGACCACAUUCACCUUUUGCGCUCAGUCGAGCGCGACGCGCAAGUUCGACAACAGCGCUCUGGCGGGAUGGCAGCGCAUGCUUCUGCGCACGAAGCCGUGUGGCCCGCAGCGGCCAAUCUCCUCAGUCAAUGGCUCGCCCAGACAACAACCGGCGGCUCGAAAUUGCUCAUCGGCAGCUGCACUGGGAAGCCAGAAUCGGUGUUGAACGAUAUUCGGGAUGUUUUCGUGCAAGAUUUGCACGUCGACCUGCCAGAAAUGGCUCAGCGACAAGCCAUUUUGUCCGAUUUGUGCACUGCGUCCGAGUUUGCUCCGGUUGAGGACCAGCUCGAGAGCAUGGAUGAAGCUCUGAUUCCGCACCUGGCACUUGGUGCAGGAGUAUCGCAAGUGGUACGUUCUCGGGUUGCUGCGGACGUCGAUUUGUCGGCAAUCGCGAAAAACACUGCGGGCGCGUCCCCGCGAGACCUUUGCCGACUCGUUUGGCUCGCCACAUGCCGUGCAACCGACCGAUUUACGAGUCUCUUGUCCAAUCAGCAAAUCCGUGAAACUAGCCGGUUCAGCUCUCCAACGACCGAUGGCAUCAGCAGCCACGAGCAGAUCGACCGCGCGAUUGUUCUAUCGGGGCUGCGCCUUACGGCAUCGGACUUUGGAGCCGCUUUGGGUGCACUCAACUCGCGCGUUGUGGGCGGUGCAGGUGAUGCGGGUGCCACUGCCUCCAUCCCCAACGUGACCUGGGAUGACGUUGGUGGGCUGGGCGCCGUCAAGCGAGACAUUCUCGACACGAUUCAACUCCCUUUGCAGCGCCCAGAAUUGUUUGCUGGAGGACUCCAACGCUCCGGUCUUCUUCUCUACGGCCCGCCUGGCACUGGCAAGACGCUGCUGGCAAAGGCAGUCGCCACCGAGUGCUCGCUCAACUUUAUCAGUGUCAAAGGCCCGGAAUUGAUCAACAUGUAUGUCGGACAGAGCGAGAAGAACAUUCGGGCAGUGUUUGAGCGCGCGCGGCGCUGCAAGCCGUGCGUCAUCUUCUUUGACGAAUUGGACUCGCUCGCUCCCAAUCGUGGACGAAGCGGGGACAGUGGUGGCGUGAUGGAUCGCAUUGUCUCGCAACUCCUUGCCGAGCUGGAUGGAAUGCAGAGCAACACGAACGUAUUUGUCAUCGGCGCGACCAACCGGCCAGACUUGAUCGACCCUGCACUGCUCCGCCCAGGUCGUUUUGACCGCUUGCUUUAUCUCGGUAUCAGCGGCGAGCCAGAGUCGCAGGAACCAGUGCUGCGAGCACUCACUCGCAAGUUUCAUCUCGACCCCAAUCUGCAGCUGCUGGACGUAGCGCGACUGUGCCCUCGUAACUUUACCGGAGCCGACUUGUAUGCCGUCUGCUCGGACGCCAUGAUGUCUGCCAUGCGUCGCCGUAUCAUUCAGCUUGAAAGUGGAGCAGAAGGAAUUGACCAAGUCUCGCCAGUCACUGUUAUUCUAGAAGAUUUCAGCACUGCCAUAGCCAGCAUCAAGCCAUCUGUCACCAUGGCAGAGUUGGCGCGGUACGAGCAGUUGCGUGAUGAGUAUGCUUCAGCAGCAGCAGCCUCUUCAUCGUCUCCUUCUGGGCACAAGAACUAAGUUUAAUCAAAUGAUGGUGAUUUGAUGGCGUUCUUGUGCAUCUGUGUUGAUGAAUACAUGAUUUAAUGCGAGUUGAUGGAUUUAUAGCUCGAUCUCUGUUCGACCGAAAGCGUUUUGCCCGUGUCGUCUCUCG
This is a messenger RNA of Capsaspora owczarzaki ATCC 30864, 3679 nucleotides long. Its product is annotated as peroxisome assembly factor-2. The record is from RefSeq and is a predicted model, not a curated record. Bases 7 to 3546 code for a protein of 1179 amino acids. Gene Ontology annotation, molecular function: ATP hydrolysis activity; ATP binding. The transcript has 4 exons. Gene Ontology annotation, biological process: protein import into peroxisome matrix. NCBI's taxonomy places the organism in Eukaryota, Filasterea, Ministeriida, Capsasporidae. Gene Ontology annotation, cellular component: peroxisomal membrane; cytosol.